This is a messenger RNA of Cornus florida, 3422 nucleotides long. RefSeq names its product subtilisin-like protease SBT4.14. The coding region runs from base 872 to 3115 and encodes 747 amino acids. The transcript has 12 exons. Gene Ontology annotation, biological process: proteolysis. Gene Ontology annotation, molecular function: serine-type endopeptidase activity. The record is from RefSeq and is a predicted model, not a curated record. Lineage: Eukaryota; Viridiplantae; Streptophyta; Magnoliopsida; Cornales; Cornaceae.
UUUCCCUUCAACUAACUCAUUCAGAUUCAACAUUUUUCUCGGGCCGCUGCAAAGACAGGUAUAUCUCUAUGUUCCCCUUCUGGAUUUGUAGAGGCUCCCUCAAAGUGAUAAACACUGGUCAAUUUCUAUUAGCUUCCCGAUAGCCUUAAUUUGAUCUCUUUGCAUUAUAUAAUACUCUCUUUAUAUUGUUAUUGUGAUGAUAAACCAUGAGAAUCAACCCACAUGCACAUAUAUUAUGUCUUAACCAUCUUCAUCUUGUGCUAUUUGAAAGACAGUUUAAGCGCCUACGUCAUCAUCCAUGGAGCUCUCGGCCGGCAUACUCCAAUUACUUAUUCAAAUAAGGAAUGCUCAAUUUCUUCUUUCUGAUUUUGAAAAGAUGACGUCUAAUAGUAUUUCUAGAACAAUAAUUAUACGAUUAAACUAUUAUAUAUUUGACACAACAAUUCAACCACAAUAACAGUUAAUUACCUAGAUAAACCGGUGGCCACCAACUACACAAAAAUCAAGCCACCAAACACCACCGGUUCACUACUGCUUGUCCCCACCGAUUUUCAACCAUUGAAUCCGGCCACCAAACACCACCCAAAAAAAUACGUAUUUUUUUUAUAAAAAAAAAAAAAAAAUCCAUAUAUAUGAGAAGUUUGAGAACCCAUUAAUUCUAUAUUACAAUUAAAUUAGGAGAUAAGAUGCAGCAUCAAUGAAAUUGUGAUUUUUCACUUAUUUGCAGAAAUUCUGUGUGGAUUGGGACCAACUCAACGAUUGAUUCCGCGUCCCAAAAGGCUCUGAUGUGAUAUAGUGUAAAAGAAAAUCAUUGGCAACUGGAUAUCUUGGGUUUGCAGGAGUUUAGAUUUGAAGUGGAUUGUCUGCAAGGAUGUUGAGAAAUGAAUAUAUGCAUUACUUUCCAAUCUGUUUUUGUCUUCUCUUCCUUACCUUGAUAGGUCUUGUAGCUGUAAAUGGAGAUCUAAAAAAGGAAUUUUACAUUGUUUUCUUGAAUGAUCGUCCACUUGAGGAGGAAUCUUUGUUUCAGUCACACAUUGAUGUCCUCUCAGCCUUGAAGGGAAGUCAUGCUGAUGCUAAGGAGUCCCAUGUAUAUAGCUACACGAAAAUCUUCAAUGCAUUUGCUGCAAAACUAUCGGGAGAUGAAGCCAAAAAGUUAUCCAGCAUGGAUGAGGUGCAUGCUGUUUUCAAAAAUCAAUAUCGAAAGCUACAUACAACUCGAUCGUGGGACUUCCUUGGUUUUCCUCAAACAGUAAGAAGAAAUUUGAAAAUGGAGAGGGACAUUAUUAUUGGUGUACUAGAUUCAGGUAUCACUCCAAAUUCAGAAAGCUUUAAGGACGAUGGAUUGGGUCCUCCACCAGUGAGAUGGAAAGGAAGUUGUGGCCCCUUUGUUCAUUUUUUAGGAUGCAACAACAAGCUUAUAGGAGCCAAAUACUUCAAGGCAGACCAAGAACUCUUCCCUGGGGAAAUAUUCUCGCCAGUAGAUGUGAGUGGCCACGGGACUCAUGUAUCAUCAACAGCUGUGGGACGUCUUGUAGCAAAUGCAAGCGUAUAUGGACUUGGUAGAGGGACUGCACGCGGAGCAAUGCCCUCGGCGAGAUUGGCUAUGUACAAGGUGUGCUGGGGCGCCAAUAUUCUUUGUGCAGAUAUGGACAUUCUUGCUGGCGUUGAAGCCGCUAUCAGUGAUGGUGUUGAUAUACUGUCCAUGUCUCUUGGUGGUCAAUCGCAAGAUUUCUUGGACGUUGUAGGAGUGGCUUCAUUUUUUGCCAUGAGAGCUGGGGUCAUCACAGUUGCUGCUGCUGGAAAUGAUGGACCAACUGCCGGUACGGUCGCCAACCAUGCACCCUGGAUUUUAACUGUGGCAUCUACUGGUAUUGAUCGCCAAUUCAGGAGCAAAGUUGUGUUAGGCAAUGGAAAAACCACUUCAGGAAGGGGAGUAAACGCAUUCAAUCCUAAGCGAAAAAUGUACCCACUUGUUAUGGGGGCUGAUGCAGCCAAAACAUCUUCGAGCAAGUUAAAUGCAAGUUAUUGUAUUGAAAACUCAAUAGACCCUGUCAAGGUGAAAGGAAAACUUGUCUUGUGCAAAUUAGUGUCGGGACUACCUGAUUCUUAUAUCAAAAGCAUUGGAGGGAUCGGCACUAUCAUCAAUACUGAUUAUAACAUUAGUCUUAUCACUGACCCAAUUUACAUGGCACCAGCAACCACAGUGAAUUCCACCGAAGCUGAACCCAUUCGUGACUACUAUUUACACUCUGUAAGAUCACCAUCUGCAGUGAUAUACAAGUCACAAGAAGUUAAAAUUCCAGCUCCAUUUAUGUCUGUUUUCUCUUCUCGAGGUCCAAGUCCAGCAUCAGAAUACAUUCUCAAGCCUGAUAUUGCAGCUCCGGGUGAUGGUAUUUUGGCAGCAUACACCCCUCUGGCGACACUUACCAAGCGUAAAGGUGAUACCCAACAUUCGAAAUUCUCAUUCAUAAGUGGAACUUCUAUGGCAUGUCCACACGUUAGUGGUGUAGCUGCCUAUGUAAAGUCAUUUCACCCGGAUUGGCCCUCAGCCGUAAUAAAAUCUGCUAUAAUGACAACUGCAACACCUUUGAGCCCAAGAGUGGAUAGUGAUGCUGAAUUUGGCUACGGUGCUGGCCAAAUGAACCCAACCAAAGCAGUGAAUCCCGGCCUAGUCUACAACAUUGAUUCCAUAGAGGAUUACAUUCCAUUUCUUUGCCGAGAGGGCUACAGUGGAUCCAUUCUUGCCUUAUUAUUCAGUUAUAAUGUGAAUUGCUCGGAUUAUCCUCCUCCAACAAGUCAUGAUGCUCUUAACUAUCCUACUAUGCAACUUCAUUUGAAAAACACUCAACGCCCAACCACAGUUGUUUUCCAAAGGACGGUAACUAAUGUUGGUCCUUCUCCAUCCAUUUACAAUGCCACCAUUACAGCACCCAAAGGAGUGGAGAUCACUGUCAAGCCUAUGAGUCUCUCCUUCUCUACUGCCAUCCAGGAGCAGAACUUCAAGGUCGUGGUGAAAGCGAAACCCAUGUCUAAGGGUGUAAAAAUAAUUUCAGCGUCGCUCUCAUGGAGAAGCGCUAGACAUGUUGUCAGGAGUCCAAUUGUUAUUUAUCAAUGAGAAGAUCGACCUACCCUGCAAUGGAUGUCGUGUAAUGAAAAUGCACAAAGGAUGAAAUGCAUGAUCAAAAAUAAAAAUGGAAGAUAAUCCGAUAUACGUACAUGAUUUAGGUGUACUAUGUGCGUGUGUCAUUUUGUAUGUGUAUUGCAACUCGAUCAUUCAUAUGAAUGUUGUUCAUGAAGUUGAAGGUAUGGUAAAGCUGAGAUGUAAGCUUUGUUUGAGUUGCAUUAAUCUUUACUUGCAUCAAGAGAAAUGCUAGGAAUUGGAAUUUUUUUUUAUAUUUAUAUAUUUUUUUAUUUUUUUGUGA